GGAUUAGCGGAUUGCAUCCGAGUGUUCGGAUACCCGUCCGACAGUCCAAUCUUGUGGAUCUGUGCUAUUGAUGAUGCACGCACUUGGCCGAUUUAUAUUUGGCCAAAUGCAACGGAAAACGUCACAGAUGGUACACUCGAAGAUGCAUUAAAACAAUUCAAUGAAUAUUAUCAAAUAAGAGGAUGGCUAAUCUGUCCGCAUAAGAUCACAGAUAAAGUCAUCGAAAUUUGCAAUCGGUUAACAGAAGGCGUGGAUAAAUGGCAUUGUACCGAUGGAUUUUAUCUGUUUUAUAUGAACACAGAACAGCAAAAAAAAUUUUGUGAAAAGAAGGUUGAAUUGCCGUCGGAGUUUAGAUUUGACGACGUGCGUCCAGAUUCGGAUCGCAUAUGCAAAUGGGAAAGGUAUGCAGGCACAUUUCGAUGCAAUUCUUUUACGCACAAAUAUCGGUGA
This is a messenger RNA of Anisakis simplex (herring worm), 450 nucleotides long. The record is from the annotation of a GenBank genome assembly. Lineage: Eukaryota; Metazoa; Nematoda; Chromadorea; Rhabditida; Anisakidae.